AGUGAAGUCACUUCCGGGCUGGGGUGUUUGUUUGGACUGGAGAAGGGAGGCGGCGGGUGAAGCGCGCGUCGAGCGGGGGAGCGGCGCUGCCUGUGGAGAUCCGCGGAGGCCGACCGGAUUCGUUGGCUGCCGUCCCCGCUGCCGUGCACUGGGUUAAAAACGACAACUAACGCCAGCCAUGAAAGAUCCAAGUCGCAGCAGUACUAGCCCAAGCAUCAUCAAUGAAGAUGUGAUUAUUAAUGGUCAUUCUCAUGAAGAUGACAAUCCAUUUGCAGAGUACAUGUGGAUGGAAAAUGAAGAGGAAUUCAACAGACAGAUAGAAGAGGAGUUAUGGGAAGAAGAAUUUAUUGAACGUUGCUUCCAAGAAAUGCUGGAGGAAGAAGAAGAACAUGAGUGGUUUAUUCCAGCUCGAGAUCUCCCACAAACUAUGGACCAAAUCCAAGACCAAUUUAAUGACCUUGUUAUCAGUGAUGGCUCUUCUCUGGAAGAUCUUGUGGUCAAGAGCAAUCUGAAUCCAAAUGCAAAGGAGUUUGUUCCUGGGGUGAAGUACUAAAAUAUUUGAGUAGACGGGGCCCUCUUUUGGUGGAUGUAGCACAAUUUCCACACUGUGAAGGCAGUAUUAGAAGACUUAAUUGUAAAAGCUCUCUCUUGUCACUGUGUUACACUUAUGCAUUGCCAAAGUUUUGUUAGUCUUGCAUGCUUAAUAAAAGUGCUGAGACUGUUAUUAAGUAAUAAGCUGUCAAACAUUUACUGAAAAUAGGAUUGGCCCCAUGGCUUGAUGUGAAGACAGCGAGGAAAGAAGCACCAGUCAAAGUGACAAAGCACCAAAUUAAAAUGACCUCUAAAUCUUAGUGAAUUGUCUUUUUUGAGGCUAAACUAGUCCCUUAGGGUUAGCGAAUGCUUGUUGAUGUCUAAACUUUUUAAAAAUGAGUACAUUUAAAUUAAGUUCUAGUUGUUAGGUAUAUUUCUAAGUUCAGACUUCAGUUUGCAUUUGUAACUAUCAAAAAGGAUCUCCUUUUUCUGAAGAAGGCCUUGUUAAUUUGAAAUAAUUCUUUAUAGACAAGUAUGUCUUUGGUUACUGAGGUUAUAAGGGUAGUAAUCAGAUGAUAACUAGUCCUGGCUUCGAUGGUUUUUUUCACCUAAGAAGUAGUUCUUCUAAUGUUACAUCUGAGGAAGUAUGUAAUUUGAGAACUGCAUCUUCUUCUGAGGAGUCACUGUAUCAUAGCUGUGCCUAUGUGAAGUGCAAACAUUUGACCCAUCAUAAUCCCCUGAACAAAGUAAUGGUAACAUAAUUUGAGUGGUGCUUUUCCUUGCUUUGUUAACCAUCACUACAAUAGUCUACAGCACAACUUUUCUUUUAACAAAGCUAGAACAGUUUUGGCUUCUUAAACUUCAUACUUGGGUAGGUUAAGCUGCCAUACGUGUUCAGUGUGAAUAGUGUUUAAGUUGAAAAUAUUGUAAAAAAAUUAUAUUUUUUCAAAAAUAUUUAAAAAAAUAAAUAACAGUAGAACU
Enhydra lutris kenyoni (northern sea otter) is the source of this 1512-nucleotide messenger RNA. RefSeq names its product poly(A) binding protein interacting protein 2. Gene Ontology annotation, cellular component: cytoplasm. Gene Ontology annotation, molecular function: mRNA regulatory element binding translation repressor activity. The coding region runs from base 179 to 553 and encodes 124 amino acids. The transcript has 4 exons. The record is from RefSeq and is a predicted model, not a curated record. Gene Ontology annotation, biological process: negative regulation of translational initiation. Lineage: Eukaryota; Metazoa; Chordata; Mammalia; Carnivora; Mustelidae.